GACAAGAGCCAGAUCUGCUUCAGACCAGGUGAGACGCUGACUCAGAACCUGAACCCGUUCCUGCCUCCGUCAUCAUGUCAGCAAUUAAAACAGGAUCGUCUCUCCGGAGUCUGGUUCUGACCCCGGAGAGGAUCCCGUCCUUCAUCAUCCCCCCCCACAGUCCGCUCCUGUUUCUGUCUCCGCGGCCUCACCGGAUGUCACCGGACCGGACCAGACUGCUGUCCGAGCCUGAUGAGGCCAGUCCGGGAACGAGCCCCCCCGGGACGCCGAUCAGCCCCGCUACCUCGCGCCGCUUCCUGCCGCGGCUCCGACGCCCCCGCCGCGCCGCGGCAGAGCCGGACACGGACGUGACGACGCGCGCAGCCAUGUCUCUGCCGCACGUGGGGAAGGUGACCACGCCCUACGGGUUCCGCGCCGUACUGGCCGCGAGCCCGUGCACACGCCGGCGGGAGUCGCUGUUCCACCAGAACAAACCGGUGACCGAAACCCACCUGCGGGACCCGGCGGACCCCCUUCCACCUCCCGGUCCAGGUCCCAGCGAGUCCCGGGUCAGCCUGCGGCCCGUCAGAGCUCUGGGUCUGCAGCUGAUGAAGGAGCUGAAGAAGCCAGCAGCGGCUCUAAAGGCGCUGAGUCCGGCCCCGAGGACGCGCCCCCGCUGACGUCACUCAGACUCACCUGCCAGGUAGACCGGGUCUCCGCGCGUCAGGACUCUGACCACGUUUAAUGUUCUAAUAAACUAUGUUUUUAAUAAAGUUUGUGGCGCUUCACGUG
Messenger RNA from Micropterus salmoides (largemouth bass), 771 nucleotides. Its product is annotated as C2 calcium-dependent domain-containing protein 4A-like. The record is from RefSeq and is a predicted model, not a curated record. Bases 75 to 659 code for a protein of 194 amino acids. The transcript has 2 exons. Lineage: Eukaryota; Metazoa; Chordata; Actinopteri; Centrarchiformes; Centrarchidae.